GGCCUUUUUCUCGGGUCGGCUCGGUAACCAAAUAGUGAGGGAGACGGUGGAUCUCCCAUCUCUCGGCGCAGAGCGGUCGAAGGCAUGGAGAAGGGGAAGGGGUUGGCGAGGCGAUGGGCGGUGGAAUUCGCCGAGAAUUCUUCUUACUCUUCAUCGACUUCUGACGUUCCAGAUCCUAUCGGUUUCAACCGAUCUGCCUCUGAUCCCGACGACGCAAAUGCCAGUCGACAGAAGAAGGACGCCGAAUCGGCCUGGAAGUCGCAGAAAGCUUGGGAAGUGGCUCAGGCCCCCUUUAAGAACUUGUUAAUGAUGGGUUUUAUGAUGUGGAUGGCUGGAAGCACAGUGCAUUUGUUCAGUAUUGGCAUCACAUUCUCAGCCCUUUGGCAACCAAUAAGUGCUCUUCAAGGAGUUGGAAAAGUCUUUGAACCUUACAAGGAUUCAAAGGUCGAUAUUCUUGCACCCAAAUUGCUCUUUAUUGCCCUUAACUUGGCUGCACUGGCCUUGGGUGUCUGGAAGCUGAACACAUUGGGUCUUCUCCCAUCGCAUGCAUCAGACUGGGUUUCUUCUUUACCUCCUGCACCGGAAGUGGAAUAUUCUGGUGGGGGCCUUCCAAUCCACUGAUGCUUUUUUUGCCCAGUUCAUAGUUUUGGAAUCAAUUCCUGCGUGGGAUGCAAAUGCUGGCACCAAAUGUUUUCUGACAGUGAAACAAACAUCAGCACAAUCGAUUUGGGUUUUUGGAUGCACUAUAUUACAUGUUUACAUGUGACCCUAUAUGCAUAGCCCUAUGUUUUUGGAUGUGCUUCACAAGUUCUCUCUCCUUUUAAAACAUUAAAUUAAGAUUUCUAUUUUACUAUGAGCUUUUAUUGUUAAUCAUCUUUUAUUA
Musa acuminata AAA Group (dessert banana) is the source of this 883-nucleotide messenger RNA. RefSeq lists its product as uncharacterized. The transcript is spliced from 6 exons. Gene Ontology annotation, biological process: protein folding in endoplasmic reticulum. The record is from RefSeq and is a predicted model, not a curated record. Gene Ontology annotation, cellular component: EMC complex. Bases 85 to 621 code for a protein of 178 amino acids. NCBI's taxonomy places the organism in Eukaryota, Viridiplantae, Streptophyta, Magnoliopsida, Zingiberales, Musaceae.